GGUUUGCGGAGGUUGUUUUCACCCAGGCCUAGGUCCCCCAAGCUCAGCUGGGGCUGCGCGGCGUGGAGGUGUGAGCGGUCUGCGGACGGACGCUUGCGGCCGGAGCUAGCCAGGAGCGCCGGAGCGAAGCUGCAAGCGGGCGAGCGCGCGGGUGGUGGUGGUCGGCCGCCGCUAUGUCAGCGCGGUGCUGUGCGGGCCAGCUGGCCUGCUGCUGUGGGAACGCCGGCUGCUCCUACUGCUGUGGCCCCAAGGUCCGCCAGUCCCGGAGCACCCGCUUCAUGUACGCGCUCUACUUCAUCCUGGUCGUCAUCAUCUGCUGCGUCAUGAUGUCCGACACCGUGGCCAACCAGAUGAGGGAGCACAUCCCUUAUUUUGAAGAUAUUUGUAAAGGCAUUAAAGCUGGUGACACCUGUGAGAAGCUGGUGGGAUAUUCUGCAGUAUACAGAGUCUGUUUUGGAAUGGCCUGUUUCUUCUUCAUCUUCUGCCUCCUGACCUUGAAUAUCAACAACAGUAAAAGCUGUAGAGCCUACAUUCACAAUGGCUUUUGGUUCUUUAAACUUCUGCUGUUGGGGGCCAUGUGCUCAGGAGCCUUCUUCAUUCCAGAUCAGGAGACCUUUCUGAAUGCCUGGCGCUAUGUGGGAGCCGUCGGAGGCUUCCUCUUCAUAGUCAUCCAGCUCCUCUUGCUUGUGGAGUUUGCGCAUAAAUGGAACAAGAACUGGACUGCAGGCACAGCUACCAACAAGCUGUGGUACGCCUCUCUGUCCCUGGUGACCCUCAUCGCGUACUCCAUCACCACAGGAGGCUUGAUUUGGAUGGCAGUGUUUUAUACCCAGAAAGAUGGCUGCAUGGAAAAUAAAAUUCUCCUGGGAGUAAAUGGAGGCCUGUGUCUGCUUAUGUCAGUGGUAUCCAUCUCACCCUCUGUCCGAGAUCGACAGCCACACUCUGGAAUACUGCAGUCAGGUCUCAUCAGCUGCUAUGUCACGUAUCUCACGUUCUCAGCCCUGUCCAGCAAACCUGCAGAAGUAGUUCUGGACGCGCACGGGAAGAACGUCACCAUCUGUGUGCCUAACUUCGGUCAGGACCUAUACAGGGACAAGACCUUGGUUGCUGGACUGGGUACUGCUAUCUUGUGUGUGUGCAUCUUGUAUUCGUGCUUGACAUCGACGACAAGGUCAAGUUCCGAUGCUCUGCAGGGCCGGUACACAGCUCCCGAGCUGGAAGUAGCUCGGUGUUGCUUUUGCUUCGGCUCUGGAGGAGAGGACGCUGAAGAGAAGCGGAAUAUGAAAGAGGGCCCACGGGUCAUUUAUGAUGAGAAGAAAAGCACCGUUUACAGCUAUGCCUAUUUCCACUUCAUGUUCUUCUUGGCUUCCCUCUAUGUGAUGAUGACCGUCACCAACUGGUUCAACUAUGAAAGUGCCAACAUCGAGACCUUCUUCAGCGGGAGCUGGUCCAUCUUUUGGGUCAAGAUGGCUUCCUGCUGGAUAUGUGUUCUGCUGUACCUGGGUACGCUCAUUGCUCCCCUCUGUCGACCCUCUCCGCAGUACUCCGUGUGAGGAUCUGAGCAAUCUCCUUGGUUCUGCAGAAGAAAGUGAUGCCCUUGAACAAAUAUGCCAGGAGUCAAGCAGUGACUGGUACUUUGUGACAAGCUGGCAUUCCCCUGGCUGGCUUCACUGGGUCUGAAAAACCUUCAGGGGAAAAAAAGAAAUCACUUGAUUCGCUUUUUGUAAUUCUGAAAUUCAAAAAGAAGCUACCAGUUUGCCCCUAAAGAAUUGAAAAUUUCACCUAAGUUGAUGCUGAGUGUUUAUAGAUUUUGUAUGUGUUUUACACCUAAAUAUUGGGAUAGUGGUCAGGCUAGUAUUUCCCUUCAGUGUAUUUUUACCAAAGCAGAGUUUGGGGAAUGACAUCGUUUCACUGGGAUAAAAGCUUACUUUGUGUGGCCUAUUACCUAUCCCUGAAAGAGACAUGACAAAAUCUGGAGCCCUUUGCCCCCAGUAGAAGGUAGACCCCUCAGAAGGCUCCACACCUCAGCCUGCAGAGCUCCUGCUCACCGUCCUGGUAUUUAUUGGCUCCAAGAGGAAGCAUCUGCUUUUCAUUCCACCCCUGUGCUAUCUCCACCCAGCCCCGACACAUUUCCCUUUGAAGUUGUGAUGCUGGGAAUCACAGGCUUCACUCUGCCCUUGCCCUUCCCAGAGGUGCCCUCAUCCCUUCGGUUCAGCAUCUACCUUACAAUGUGAAAAAGCACAAUUUGCCAUCACCACCCAUGUGAUUCCCCCCCACCAGAUUGUCACCGCCUGAUCUGAGUUCCUGCCUUAGUGACUUGCUUUGUAACUCAGGUCAGGCGGUGAUGGAGUAAUUUGACCCUUACUCGUGGUGGUGUUCACGUGAUGAUAGAACAGUGUUCGUGUUGUUUUCUUUGCUAUAGUUCUUGUUUGUGGGUUGAUAGUCAUGAUACUUUAGGACCUUACUUGGGAAGUUGCUUCUUGAUGGAAGCCUGCUGCACCCCUCUUUCCAUUACUGAAGUCAACCAGUUUCUCUUCCACGCGAGGCCUUUGAAAUUGUAAAAGCAAAAGGGCUUUUGUUUUCCAGCUCUGUAAUGUGACCACACCGUUAAUGUCCCUUAUGAUUUUAGGGGUAGAUUUGCUAAGGUGAGAAUCAUAGGCAGCACCUCAAACAGGGCUGACCAGGUAAGGCCUCCAAUUAUACAAGUUGUAGAAGUGACCAGAUAUACUUAGAAAAAGAGGUGGGUGGGAUGGGGAGUUAUUUAAUUAAGCCAUGAGCAAAAGCCACAGAAAUUUCCAAAGUACAUACUCCUAAGGUGGCACUUAAGAGAGACUUGACUCUAGGCAGCUGUGCAAGAAGAUCUCCAUUUUCAGUGUUGAUGCUCUCGUCCAGGGAGGAGUUUACACAGUGUAAUGUCCACCGGAGACCCCAGUGGAAACACAAUGGGGACCCGCCUUUUAGUAUUUCAUGCAGGAUGGAAAGAAUCCUCUCGGCACGUCGGGUCCCCCGUAAGCUGGGCUCCAGGGUGCCAAAUGCUGACCUGGGAAAUUAGUCCCACCCUUCAUUUCCACUCACCCCUUUGCCCUCCUCUCAAGCAAAUGGGGGAGUUGGGUGGACGCAAGGGGCAUCCAGUGGCUGAAUUCCUCCAGAAACUUGCCUUAGUUACAGUGUUGGAGAUUCAACUUUUUAAAGGCACUCAUUGUGUGUGUGGAGAGCCUUGUUUUGUACACUUAAUCAAGUUAUUCCCCCUCGCCCCCGCCCAGAUCAGGAGCUCUUCAAACUUGGUCCGGAGGUCUUCUGUAGGCACAAAAUGAGAGGUUGCCAUGUGUGGCCCGCAGGGAAGCCUGUGGGGGUGGGAGCUCUGUGGUCAGACAGGUGGCGGCAGUGGGUGGUGUGUGUCACUGCACCCUGGCAGGGGCCACAGCAGUGGCUGGUGAGUGACAGGCUCUGGGUAAGCGAGACUGGCUUUACAGAGAUCAAGAGGACAGGCAGGUCAAGAGCUGGGGUGGUUUUGUUGUGUUUUUUUCCUGCUAGGGUCUAGCAUCCAACUCUGUGACUUUCGAGCUGGCCCUUCCCGUGCAGAAACUAGCUCAAGGAGACACAGAGGAAAGGACAUCGCCAGUGGCCAGGCUUCCUUCCUGAGCCCCUCUCCCCCGCAGCCAACCCACAUUUUCCAGCUGCUUAAGACUUGGUUGGUGCCUGAUAAUGUUCCUUUCUGAAGGUCAGUCUGACACAAGAAGAGUUACAGUCACUCUGAUUUUUAUUCUCAACUGAACAUUUAAGCAGUUUUAUUCGAAUGAUCAAGAGAGAUGUGGACGUUCUCUGAGGACUAAGGGUGUAUAAAUAAGAUGUUGACUUUAAUGAUUAUUAAUUGUAGUAAACAGUACUCAGGUGAUAAGUCAACAUUCAUGGGUUCAAAGAGUCUACAUUUUUGUGCUAUUAUGUUUUAAGAAACUGGAAACACAGUGCCAAUUGCUUUGAGUUGCUGUUAAGGAUGAUGUUCAUUUGAUAAAUUCACUGAUAAUCUUUUCAAAAUAAUAGACUUUGCUUCCUACAACUUUUUAUACGUGGUUUAAAAAGUGCAUUCUCAGAAGCUGCUGGUCAGAUUCCUUUAGCGAUGAGAGCUGAAGAUUUUUUAAAACUGUGUGCCAGCUUCCUCGGUGCUGUUCGUCCAAUGUGGAAAUUUUUUCACUUCUCAUUUUCAUGAGUAGAUACACAUAAAUAGAGGAAGGGAUUCUUCUGGGAGUGUUGCUGUUUGUGUCUGGGUGUGUAACCUGACUGAAGACCAGAAACUUGCUCAUCAGAGGCUUUUAGAAACCCUACUUGGUCCUUACUGGGUUGAUUUUUUUUUUUUUUUUUUUAAUGCUGGUUAGUUGGUUUCGUUUUUGUCCUCACAGUUUCUUGGGAAAUGGCUUGAAAGAAUUGUUUGCCAGAAGUCCUUGGAGCUCUUUUGUAGAGUAGAUGGGCUGUGUACAUGUGGGCCAAUGAAGGUUGGGGUCCCUGGGGCUUUGGGAUUCUGGUGGCCAGCGAGGGCACUCCCACACCCCUUUGUUUAUUUCCAGUUGCUCAGAGAUGCCUUCACUAUGGUUGACCUCUGUGCAGUGCUAAUUCCCCCCACAUUGUCUCUUUCUGCCUUUUUAAGAUUAUUUGCUUAUUUAUAAUAAUUUUGGCCAGAAAUUUACUACCGUUGGUGCUUCCUGUUACCCCACAAAGGGAAUUCCAGAACCUGUAUGCAUUUACGCUGCCUAGGCCUUUUUCUCCUUUGAUUGUCUUUCUAAAGAGCAUCUCAUUUUGGUGUAUAUUCAUGUCCUACUCGUCUUGAAAAUGAAAGGAGGUUUUAGAUAUAACUAAGAAGGAUGUGAUCUUGGGCCAGUAUCCCACAUGUCCAGAGAGCACCCUGGGCUCUCCUUCAUUGAGGACGGCGCCAAUACCCCUGGGUUCAUGACGUUCUCUGUAGGAUAUUCUCCUUAAUUUACUAAAUCCCUCUGGCUUCGUUCUUAACUGUGUUUCCUGCCAUCCUUAAUAUAUUUGUAAAGCCUCAGACAUUUUAAUCCAGUUUUGUAUUUUAGGCAGAGAUGUGCUAAUAUACUCGCUUAGCAGGAUACAGGUCUUUUGAAUUAAUGCUAACCAUUCUAAAGAUUUCUCUCUCUUUUUUCCCUUCCUCAGUAAAUCAUUUACAGAAGUGUUCAUUUUGAGAGGAUGAAGUAUUUGGCUUUUACCAAAGAGGUGUUCUUUUUUUAAAAAGCAAAAUCCUUUCAGCAAAAACUUAACUUGGGGAAUGGUGGGUUAAGAAUGCAUUUGUCCACAUCCACUUCUGUAGGUUGAUCAUGUUUAUGUGAGUAAAAUGUUGGAAAGAACUCUUUAAGGUAAUCCUUUGUGGUGAAGGAUCCUGGGAAAUUCUCUCAGGUAAAGCAAGCUUGCAGCAGAUGGGUAAUAUAUGUCUUGAGAGCUAUUUAUAAGAAAUUUAAGGAUUGUUUUGUUUUCCUUUAUUAAAGAUUUAAGGUUAUUUUACUUUGAAAAAAAAAAACUACAGAAGUUUUAUAGUCAUAACUUUGUUACUUUUUUAAAAAAAACUUGUCUGAAAUAAUUAGAUGUAGCCAAAUUAUGUGGUUAUGUUUUGCUGUUAGAAUUUGAAAAUGUAGUAUGUGUGGUAUUCUACUGUUUGAAAUUUAUAAUGGUCUCAUAUGUUUGAGUUUUGGUAACUUUUAAAACUAGUAAUUUUUUUGUUUUAAGUCACAAAGGCACCUAUGGAUUUAUAACUGGGGUUUUUUUGAGUGCUAAUUUUUCUCUGAAGCAGCCGAAGUUGACCAGUCUUUUCCUAGGUAGAAAACUCAAAACUUGUUAACUCUGUACUUUAAUAAAAUUAAAAAUUGAAAAC
This is a messenger RNA of Capra hircus (goat), 5878 nucleotides long. It is a transcript of the gene SERINC5, whose product is annotated as serine incorporator 5. Gene Ontology annotation, cellular component: membrane. The record is from RefSeq and is a predicted model, not a curated record. The coding region runs from base 174 to 1553 and encodes 459 amino acids. NCBI's taxonomy places the organism in Eukaryota, Metazoa, Chordata, Mammalia, Artiodactyla, Bovidae. The transcript has 12 exons.